Messenger RNA from Pleurotus ostreatus (oyster mushroom), 1494 nucleotides. RefSeq lists its product as uncharacterized. NCBI's taxonomy places the organism in Eukaryota, Fungi, Basidiomycota, Agaricomycetes, Agaricales, Pleurotaceae. Bases 1 to 1494 code for a protein of 497 amino acids. The transcript has 5 exons. Gene Ontology annotation, cellular component: extracellular region. Gene Ontology annotation, biological process: carbohydrate metabolic process. The record is from RefSeq and is a predicted model, not a curated record. Gene Ontology annotation, molecular function: cellulose binding; hydrolase activity, hydrolyzing O-glycosyl compounds.
AUGUUCCCAAAGGUCGCUCUCGUCGCUUUCUCUCUCGCUGCCGCCGCCUUCGGUCAGCAGGUCGGAACCCUCACUGCUGAGACCCACCCAACUCUCUCUGUGCAGCAAUGCACGGGUACCGGCGGAGGAAGCUGCUCCAAUCUUGCCAGGUCUGUAGUUCUCGACUCCAAUUGGCGCUGGCUCCAUACUACCUCUGGCUCCGACAACUGCUACGAUGGAAACACAUGGGACACUUCUCUGUGCCCGGACGCCAAGACCUGCGCGUCUAACUGUGCUCUCGACGGAGCAGACUACAGUGGCACCUACGGAAUCACCACUUCCGGAAACGCUCUGACGCUCAAGUUCGUCACUAACGGUCCAUACUCAAAGAACAUCGGCUCCCGUGUCUACCUGCUCGAAUCCGAGUCCAAGUACCAGAUGUUCAACUUGAAGAACCAGGAGUUCACAUUCGACAUCGACAUGUCGCAGCUCCCAUGUGGUCUGAACGGUGCUCUGUACUUCUCUGAGAUGCCCGCAGACGGUGGUAUGGCCCAAUUCUCCGCCAACAAGGCUAACGUCGCGGGCUGGGAACCUUCUCCUAACGAUUCAAACGCCGGAAAGGGACAAUUCGGUACCUGCUGCAGCGAAAUGGAUAUAUGGGAGGCCAACAACAUGGCUGCUGCCUUCACCCCUCACCCCUGUACCGUGACAGGCUUGACGCGCUGCUCGGGCAAUGAUUGUGGCGACGGUGACAACAGAGCGGGCGGUGUCUGUGACAAGGAUGGUUGCGACUUCAACUCGUUCCGCAUGGGAGACACUUCGUUCCUCGGCAAGGGCAAGACCGUCGACACGAUGAAGAAAUUCACGGUUGUGACCCAGUUCGUCACCUCGGAUGGGACUGCUAAUGGUGACCUCACGGAGAUCCGCCGUGUGUACGUGCAAGAUGGCAAGGUUAUCCAGAACUCCAAGGUCAACAUCCCGGGUAUGUCAUCAGACAUGGACUCCAUCACCACCGAUUUCUGCUCCGCACAAAAGACUGCUUUCGGCGACACCAACUCGUUCGCGAACAAGGGUGGUCUCCGUGCCAUGGGUGACGCCUUUGGUCGUGGAAUGGUCUUGGUCAUGAGUGUUUGGGAUGACCACGAGGCGAAGAUGUUGUGGCUCGACAGUGACUACCCCACCGACAAGUCUGCGUCCACCCCCGGUGUUGCUCGUGGAGAGUGUGCCACUACAUCCGGCAACCCCACGGACGUCGAGUCGCAGAACGCCAAUUCGCAGGUGACAUUCUCGAACAUCAGAUUCGGCGCCAUUGGGUCGACAUUCGGUGCCGGCGCUUCGAACCCCGGCUCGCCGCCACCCACCAACACUGGAAGCACGAGCCAGCCCGCUCCUUCUAGCACUGCAGGCGCUUGGGGACAAUGCGGUGGUCAAGGUUGGACUGGUCCCACUGCUUGCGUCUCCGGAUACACUUGCACUGUCAGCAACCCAUACUACUCUCAGUGCCUGCCGCACUAA